Molecule: messenger RNA, 2164 nt
Organism: Linum tenue
Lineage: Eukaryota; Viridiplantae; Streptophyta; Magnoliopsida; Malpighiales; Linaceae
Source: the annotation of a GenBank genome assembly
AUAGCUGCCAAACAGAAAUUUUUUUUCCAAGGUGGGCAAAAACCCAUCCGUUUUAACCACCAACAAGACACGACACGUCAGCACAAUUCUAUCAUCCAGUUGGCGGACCCGGAUUGGCUGGGGCACAACAGCCUCAAACGUGACAUCCCCCACCAUUGAUGAAACCAUGAACAUGUAUCGACAAAAGUGCAAAUAUAAAUAGGGGAUGGGAGAUGCCUGUGUGAGGCUUAGAAGGCUUUACAGCAAAAGAUAAGAUUUCUCCCUUUGUAUAUAGAGAGACUGCGAGACUGAACUUCGGCGUUGUGCCAUUCUUGAAGCCGCUCACAGCCUCUCAUCAGAGCCAGGAAACAGAGGAGUCAAGUGAGAAAAUGGCGUCUACCUCACUGUUGAAGUCAUCCCCUGUUCUCGACAAGUCUGAAUGGGUGAAGGGUCAGAGCAUCCGCCAGCCCUCUGUCUCCAUCCUCCGCUGCAACUCCUCCACCGCUGCCGCCGCCGCGCCUUCGGCUCUUUCCAUCCGCGCCAGCUCAUACGCUGACGAGCUUGUCAAGACUGCGAAAACUGUGGCGUCACCAGGGCGGGGGAUUCUGGCGAUGGACGAGUCGAACGCGACCUGCGGGAAGCGUCUGGCGUCGAUUGGGCUGGAGAACACAGAGGCCAACCGCCAGGCCUACAGAACCCUUCUGGUCUCGGCUCCUGGGCUGGGGAACUACAUCUCCGGCGCCAUUCUGUUCGAGGAAACUCUCUACCAGUCCACCGUUGACGGCAAGAAGAUCGUCGACGUUCUUAAGGAGCAAGGCAUCGUCCCCGGUAUCAAAGUUGACAAGGGUUUGGUGCCACUUGCUGGUUCCAACGACGAGUCGUGGUGCCAAGGGCUUGAUGGACUUGCUUCCCGCUCUGCUGCCUACUACGAACAGGGCGCUCGCUUUGCUAAAUGGCGUACUGUUGUGAGCAUUCCCAACGGUCCAUCUGCCUUGGCAGUGAAGGAAGCUGCCUGGGGCCUGGCCCGCUACGCUGCCAUUUCUCAGGACAAUGGGUUGGUCCCAAUUGUGGAGCCAGAGAUCUUGCUGGACGGUGAGCAUGGGAUCGACAGGACCUUCGAGGUGGCCCAGAAGGUCUGGGCGGAAGUCUUCUUCUACUUGGCUGAGAACAAUGUGAUGUUCGAGGGCAUCCUCUUGAAGCCAAGCAUGGUUACCCCUGGUGCUGAGUGCCCAGUGAGGGCAACCCCUCAACAGGUUGCUGAGUACACCCUCAGCCUUCUGAAGAGAAGGAUCCCGCCUUCUGUCCCUGGAAUCAUGUUCUUGUCCGGUGGGCAAUCUGAGGUUGAAGCGACGCUGAACCUGAAUGCAAUGAAUCAGGCUCCCAACCCGUGGCACGUGUCGUUCUCAUACGCCCGAGCCCUCCAAAACACAUGCCUGAAGACAUGGGGAGGCGCUGCAGAGAACGUCGAGGCUGCCCAGCAGGCACUGCUCACCCGGGCCAAGGCCAACUCGUUGGCUCAGCUCGGCAAGUACACCGGGGAGGGAGAGUCCGAUGAGGCCAAGGAGGGAAUGUUCGUCAAGGGCUAUGUCUACUAAGAAACUUCUCCUGUUCCGGCCAUCCAUAUGCAUUAUUAGGUUGAUGAAAGAAAGGGACUGUCACUUAGAAAUCAUCCCUUUUGUCUGUGUUGUAUAAGGAUUUGUCUCUCUUAAGUUUGCUGUUGUUGCUCAUAUGGAUUGGAGACUAUUUUUGUCCUUUUUUUUUUUUUUUUUUGUUUCUGAACAACCCUUUGUCACUCUCUUAAUGUAUGUACUUUCUUCUUGAGCCCUGCUCCCAAGCUCCAGUAAACCCAUUUCGAUGAGGCAAUGAGGAUGAUCGAUUUCUACCGGGGAAAUGAAGCGGACUUGGGAGAUUGAUUGGAUGAUUUGUCGAUCCAAUUUGUGAUUCCUGCAACUUGGGAGUACAUUGCCACUGAAUUCCUCGUGUGGAACUCCUCACUUCAGGGACAACGUUACAGCAGCCAACGAGUGUAUCGCGGUGCAGGCAGUGGGAAAUACCAUCAACCUCUCAAUAAAAUAGCACAACAAUGAAUGCUUGUAGUUUGUACCGGCAGCUGAUGAUUGAAUAGCUUCAUGUUGUUUGCUUCCACAUGAAUCGUGCAAUUCAGCAGCAACGAUAUUCAGAGAAG